Brassica oleracea var. oleracea is the source of this 1230-nucleotide messenger RNA. Its product is annotated as probable WRKY transcription factor 53. The record is from RefSeq and is a predicted model, not a curated record. Gene Ontology annotation, molecular function: transcription cis-regulatory region binding; DNA-binding transcription factor activity. The transcript has 3 exons. Lineage: Eukaryota; Viridiplantae; Streptophyta; Magnoliopsida; Brassicales; Brassicaceae. Gene Ontology annotation, cellular component: nucleus. Bases 178 to 1143 code for a protein of 321 amino acids. Gene Ontology annotation, biological process: regulation of DNA-templated transcription.
UUCUCUCAUCAUAUGGUUCUUCAGUCUAUUAUCUAUUCUUAUCUUCUCACCAUAAAACUCAGAUAAUAUAAUCUUUUACUAACUUACACACAUCAUAUUUAUUUCUCAUCACUUUCUAAUCAUUUGAGAAAUUAAGGGUUUUAUCAGUAAAAUACUAUUUUGGGAGACAUACUUAAAAUGGAAGGUAAAAAGGAUAUGUUAAAUUGGGAACAAAAAACACUGGUAAGCGAGCUCAUUUCUGGACUUGAGGCGGCCAAAAAGCUCCAGGCACGACUUGGAGAGCCAUCAUCGUUGCCGCCAUCAUCAUCAUCUCGGGCGGCUGAGAUGAACGAGAUUCUCAUGAAGCAGAUACUUUCUUCCUACGAGAAAUCUCUUGCCAUUGUAAACUGGUCGUCGGCGCCGCCUGUACAGCUUAUUCUGAAGGCGGGUUCUAUAGCUCCGGUGACACUGAUUCCUGAAUCUCCGGUGUCGAUAAACGGAAGUCCAAGAAGUGAAGAUUUCCUUGAUGGAAGAGGUUCCAGCAAUACUCAUCGCCAAAAUCACCUUUUCAAUUCAAAGAAAAGGAAGAUGUUACCAAAGUGGACAGAAAAAGUGAGAAUGAGCCCAGAGAGAGGCUUAGAAGGACCUCAUCAAGAUGACGUCUAUAGCUGGAGAAAGUAUGGUCAGAAAGACAUUUUGGGCGCCAAGUUCCCCAGGAGUUACUACAGAUGCACGCACCGUAGCACACAGAACUGUUGGGCAACCAAGCAGGUCCAAAGAUCGGACAGUGAUUCAACGGUUUUCGAAGUGACGUACAGAGGAACACACACUUGCUCACGUGCGACCGCAGCAGCUCCUCCUCCACCGGCUUCGCCGGAGAAGCAAGACACCAUAACCAAACCACCCAUAGCUCAAAAGCCUAACGACCUUCUCGAGAGUCUCAAAACCAGUUUAACUGUUCGAACCGAGGGGCUUGACGAAGGUGAAGACGUUUUCUCGUUGUUCCCCAAUACGCCGCCGUUUUAUGAUUACGGGACUCCCAACGACUAUUUCGGCGGACUCAUGGAGAGUUCCCCUAUCUUCGACGUUGUUGAUUGGUUCAAUCCAACGGUUGAGAUUAACCCGGAGUUUCCCACGUUUUUACCAGACUCGAUUUAUUAUUAAAACAUGUAAUAGAGAAUAAUAACAAUUGUCAUCCAGGGAACAUCACUUACAAUAACAUGCAGGAGAACUUGUACUCCCCACCCCCAA